AUGAGCAGACCCGGCUAUUUCGGGAGCGCCCGUAAAGGCGAGGUCUACGAGCUUCGUGCCGACUUAAAUAGCGAAUAUCGCGAUCGGCGCAAAGAUGGCAUCAAGCGCGUGAUUGCCAACAUGACGGUCGGAAAAGACGUGAGCGGACUCUUCCCCGACGUGCUAAAAAACAUGCAGACGGAUGACAUCGAACAAAAGAAAUUGGUUUAUUUGUACCUGAUCAACUAUGCCAAGACCCAGCCCGAGCUCGUCAUUCUCGCAGUCAACACGUUUGUCAAGGAUGCAGAGGACAGCAAUGCGCUCAUUCGCGCACUUGCAAUCCGCACAAUGGGCUGCCUACGUGCCGAAAAGAUUAUCGACUACCUUCCCGAUCCGCUGAACCGCUGCCUCGCGGACGACAAUCCGUACGUGCGCAAGACAGCUGUGAUUUGCGUUGCAAAGCUCUUCAAUUUGAAGCCGGAACUCGCAAUGGAGGGGGGAUUUGUCGACAGGCUCAAAGAAAUGAUUACUGACAACAAUCCCAUGGUCGUUGCGAACGCCGUUGCGGCGCUCAACGACAUCCUCCAGACCGCAGAGGAAAUGCAGAUCCACGAGCUGCAAAUGACGCUGCUUGACUCGGCAGUGCUCAUGAAACUGCUUGUAGCGCUGAAUGAGUGCACCGAAUGGGGGCGUAUUGUCAUUUUGAAUACGCUCGCGGCUUACCGGAGCGCGGAUGAGCGCGAGGCGGAACAUGUUUGCGAGCGUGUCUUGCCCCAGUUCCAGCACGCAAAUGGUGCAGUUGUACUCGGCGCGGUAAAGGUCAUCUUGCUGCACAUGGAAGCCACAGGGAAACCUGAGCUUGUCCAGCAGCUGAUCCGAAAAAUGGCACCGCCGCUCGUUACGCUGGUGUCGUCUGCGCCAGAAGUGCAGUGGGUUGCGCUGCGCAACAUUAAUCUGAUUCUCCAAAAGUACCCCGAAGUUCUUUCCAACGAGCUCCGCAUCUUUUUCUGCAAGUACAACGACCCGCCGUACGUGAAAGCAGAAAAAAUCGACGUGAUGAUCAAGCUCGCCAAGGAGGACAAUGUCGACAUGCUCCUGAGCGAGCUGAAAGAGUACGCGUCGGAAGUGGACGUCGACUUUGUCCGCCGCACAAUUCGCGCGAUUGGACAAUGUGCCAUUGCGAUCGAAGGCGCCGCAGAGCGCUGUGUAUAUGUACUGCUGGAACUCAUUGGCUCGCGUGUGAGCUACGUGGUGCAAGAAGCGACGGUCGUCGUGAAGGAUAUUUUCCGCAAGUACCCCAACCAAUACACACGCAUCAUUCCCUCGCUCUGUGCGAACCUUGAAGACAUUGACGAGUCGGACGCAAAAGCCUCGCUGGUGUGGAUCAUCGGCGAGUACGCAGAAAAGAUUGACAAUUCCGGCGAGCAGCUCGCCGUGUGCUUGCAAGAAUUCACCGACGACGUUACGGCCGUCCAGUUCCAGACAUUGUCCGCGAUUGUGAAGCUUUUCUUAAAGAAGCCAGACUCGGAGCUCGCCCAACGACUGGUUCAAGAGGUGCUGGAAAAGGCGACGAAAGAGUGCGAUAACGCCGACUUGCGCGACCGCGCCUACGUUUACUGGCGCCUCUUGUCGAGCAGCGAUACAGACGCUGCCGGCUCGGUGGUCCUUGCGCCUGUUCCACCCAUCUCGAUGCCCCCGACUAGUGUUCCGCGCGCCUUGUUGAACGAACUCAUUCACGAAUUGUCCCUGCUGUCGAGUGUGUAUCAUAAGCCUGCCUCGUCAUUCAUUGGUCAAGGGCGUAUGAGCAUGCAGAGCCUCCAGGCGGCGGUCCAUGCGAACAACGAAGAUGCCGAGCGCUCGAAAGCAAUUGCGACGGUCGCGCAGGGCCAGCACAGUGAAAAUUUGCUCGACUUUGGCGACGAGGAUGCGUCUGUAGCCUCGACGCAGGCGCAGGGCGCAGCGGCACAGAGCUUGGGCGACUUGUUGGGCAACGAUGCGUUUGCGCCGGUAGCGGCACAAGCCGAGGCAAAGACGACGGACACAAUGCACAACUUGAUGGGCAUGUUUGGCACGGACGCGCCCAAUGCGCCCGCACAGUCAAAGCAAGACGAUCUUCUCGGUCUUUUCUAG
Messenger RNA from Malassezia vespertilionis, 2109 nucleotides. It is a transcript of the gene APL2, whose product is annotated as beta-adaptin. Lineage: Eukaryota; Fungi; Basidiomycota; Malasseziomycetes; Malasseziales; Malasseziaceae. Gene Ontology annotation, molecular function: clathrin binding. The record is from RefSeq and is a predicted model, not a curated record. Gene Ontology annotation, cellular component: membrane coat. The coding region runs from base 1 to 2109 and encodes 702 amino acids. Gene Ontology annotation, biological process: intracellular protein transport; vesicle-mediated transport. The transcript has 3 exons.